Molecule: messenger RNA, 162 nt
Organism: Macroventuria anomochaeta
Lineage: Eukaryota; Fungi; Ascomycota; Dothideomycetes; Pleosporales; Didymellaceae
Exons: 1
Source: RefSeq, a predicted model, not a curated record
CGUGUGACAAGAAAUGUCCCUGCUUGUAGGUCAUCACCGCAUCAUGGAAGCCACAAAGGCGGCCCUCGUGAUGAUGGUUUUAAAAGAGGAAUGGCUCAUUCUGGGCCAGCUUCGGAGGCGGCAGCUGAGUUGAAGAGUUCAAGCUGUCGCAGAUUUGAGUAG